GUUGCGUGAUUUCAGUGGAGAAGUAGUGGGGAUAUCGUGUGCUCUCGAGUGUGGAAGGUUUCCGAACGCUACGUGUGACACUGAGGUGCGCUGAGGAACGAAUGGACGCUGUGCCUGCAUGUGUCUAGAUUCUUACUGGAUUUUAUAUCGGGACCAGUAUCCGUUAGUUUCACGUCGGCGGCGGCGAUUAUCAUCGCUACCAGCCAGGUAAAAGGAUAUCCCUGGGCUCAAAGUUUCCUGUACCAAGUUCGUACAAGUCUGGCGAAGUAUUUUCGAGCACAUCGGCGAGACGAGUUGUUGGUAUACCGCUUUGGGAAUUGUCUGUAUUGCUUUUUUCUACUUCUUCGAAUUAUAUUAUAAUGGAUAGACAAAUUAUUAUUAUUAUAAUCAAUGUAAUGGCUGGACACAAUAUUUUAAGAACAGUUGUUAAAAGACUAUCGUAUGAAGAUAGUAGUGAUGAUGAAUGUGAGAGAUGGCAUCAGGAAGCAAACAUGCUUCAAGUGCGGCUUCUUGACCGAGAUUUAAACCACGUUGUAAGAGUUAGAAAUUAUGUCACCAUGACAAUACCAAAUUAUACAGAAAGGCAAUUUAGAGAACAUUUUCGAAUGUCUAGAAGAACAUUCGAAAACUUAGAGCAAAUAUUAACACCUUAUUUAAUAAGAACAGCAGAAACUGGAAGAAAUACUUUAAAUGUGAGGACACAAUUACUCGCAGUUUUGUGGAUACUCGCAACUCCUGAUUCUUUCAGAUCUGUGUCUGACCGUUUUGGUAUCAGUAAAUCACUCGUACAUGAUUCCUUAAAGAGAGUGGUGGCUGCCUUAAAUAAUAUAGUCGAUAGAUUUAUCAAAUGGCCGGUUGGUGACCGAUUAAAUGAUGUUAAAUGUCGAUUUUCUCAAAUUGGAUCACUUCCUGAUGUUGUUGGGGCAAUUGACGGAUGUCACGUUGCUAUUCCUGCACCUAAAAUACAUCCGAUUUCUUAUAGAACUAGAAAGAAGGAAUAUGCCAUAACACUGCAGGCUGUGUGUGAUGCAAACCUUAUGUUUACAGACUGUUUUGUUGGUUUUGCUGGAUCCGUUCACGAUGCGAGGAUUUUCAGGAAUUCUGACCUCUGGCAUGCAGUAAUGGCGAAUACAAAUGCCUUCUUCCCUAAUAAAGAAUACAUCAUAGGUGAUAAAGCCUAUCCUGUCUUGUCGUGGUGUUUAACUCCAUACAUCAACAGAGGCAAUAUUACCGAGGCACAAAAGAAUUUCAAUGAGCAGUUAUCAAAAAUGAGGCAGGUUAUUGAAAGAGCUUUCGCUCUUCUUAAAGGACGAUUCCGACGAUUAAAAUAUUUGGAUAUGAGUUGCGCUCACCUGAUACCCUAUGUCAUUUUGGCAUGUUGUGUAUUACAUAACAUUUGCCUCGAAGGUUGUGAAGACGUUGAGGAUUUUAUACAGGAUAUAGAAGAUUAUGAUGAUGAUAAUGCAAAUGAUUUCCAUCCUAAUCGGUUACCUGAUGACGAUAGGGGAUUGAUCCGCCGAGAUUAUUUAACGGCCCUCUUGAUACACAAUGCAUUAGAAAUGUAAUAUCACAAUAAUAAAAUUUAUUAAAAAAUUAGUAUUAACAUUUAUUUAUACAAAAUAAGCAACUUCUCAAUAUUUAUAAAUUUAUUUUUAUUUUGACAUAAAUUUAACAUUAUUUUAUUAUCACAAGAUUAAAUCAGUAUUUCUUAUUAUAAAAUAACAUUAUUAAAAUCAAUAAUUAGUCAGUCUGUUUUAUAGCAUAGAUAGGAAUAAAAUAUGUGUCAUUAUCAUUAUAAAAAGCUUCCGGAUAAAUGUAGCGUACUGAAACAGUGUUCGCAAAAUAUUGGCUUAAUGCUGUUUUAAUACGCGACAUUCACCUGAAAGCCUUUCAUAAUGAUAAUGAUAAGAUCAAUAGUAUAAAAUCCUUAAAACCAAAAUACAUAUGUAAUACUGUAUGUAAUAUAUAUAUGUAAUAUCUUUCGCAAAUAUAUUCUAACAAAAUAUUAAUAUAAACCUUAUUUUGCUAUGCAAUAGCUAUACUUAUAAGUAUACUUUCGAACUAUAUGUAUGUUAAAACCAAAUAAUAAACAUAUAUAUGUAAUAACGUUA
Monomorium pharaonis (pharaoh ant) is the source of this 2111-nucleotide messenger RNA. RefSeq names its product protein ANTAGONIST OF LIKE HETEROCHROMATIN PROTEIN 1-like. The transcript has 6 exons. The record is from RefSeq and is a predicted model, not a curated record. NCBI's taxonomy places the organism in Eukaryota, Metazoa, Arthropoda, Insecta, Hymenoptera, Formicidae. The coding region runs from base 360 to 1565 and encodes 401 amino acids.